Molecule: messenger RNA, 3299 nt
Organism: Neopsephotus bourkii (Bourke's parrot)
Lineage: Eukaryota; Metazoa; Chordata; Aves; Psittaciformes; Psittacidae
Product: acyl-coenzyme A synthetase ACSM3, mitochondrial-like
Exons: 13
Coding region: 1061-2800 (579 amino acids)
Biological process (GO): acyl-CoA metabolic process; fatty acid biosynthetic process
Cellular component (GO): mitochondrial matrix
Molecular function (GO): fatty acid ligase activity; fatty-acyl-CoA synthase activity
Source: RefSeq, a predicted model, not a curated record
GCUUUGUUCAAGCCACAGAACUUCCCACAUGGAAAGGAACCUAGCUGAGUGUUUAGCUAUAAUUUGGUUCCUAGUUUGUGAAUAGCUUCAUCCUUUGUAGGAACAGAAAAUUAACCUGUAUUUCAACAGUAACUCACCUUAACCUUAGUAACUUGUGCUUGUGGUUAAAAAAGGAAUAGCUAGACCUAGGUUUUAGGAUCAUCAAUUGGCUCCUGCUCUGACUGCAGGCUCUCCCAGAUAUGUUUGAUAAUCUUCAUGCGCAUAUACAAGAAACAUCUUGAUAGCUUUGAAAUGUUUGGAGUUGAGCACAGUUCUGAAGCAAUCUUCUAGACUGCUGAAAAUGAUAGUAGUAAUAUAAAAGAAAGAAAAAAGUGCAAUGGAAAGGAAGAAAAUAAUUUGACUUGAGAGCUUUUAGAGUCAUUAUGGGUAGUAUAGAUAGAAGAGGGCAUUUACAGCAAGCAAAUAUAGAAGUGUCUAAAUAAAAUUUGGGAACCUAUGUAAGGGAUUACUGAAGCAAAGGUUCUCAGAGAUAUGUGGUGAUGAAUGGAUAUAUCAGUCAGCAAUUGUUCAAGCUAAAGCAGUGAGAAUCUUGAUGGCAUAGUCUGGAAACAUCCUUCAGCUCCAUGUGAAGGAAAAGGAAUAGAGAAUCAGCUACUGAAUGCUUUGGAGUAAGAAUCAGUAACCUUCUUGCAGUGCAAAAAAUAACCUCUGAUGUUGCGUUUGACUAAGGAGAGUUGUGGGCAAUUAGCAGCCCCAAAGAUCCAUAAGGGUCUGCUGAGUUACAGGGAAGAUGCCAGAUCAGUACACUACAUUAAAUCCUUAAAAAGUUGAUGGUAAAAAAUGGAAGAAAGCAGGAUGGAGAAGUUCACAUCUGAUUGAACUGAUAAAAACAUCAGUUUGGCUGUGACUAGCCUAAGUGACUUCAAAUAAUAACUUCAAACUGACUUGUCUUUGGAAAAUCUUAAGGUUCUUUUUUCUUUUGUUGUUGCUGCAGGAUUCACUGCAACGAUUCUCCUAAUUUUUAUAUAGUCUAUAGCAUCUACAUACAUCCUCUUCUGCCAUGAAGUUGUUCAAAUUACAGACUCUAAAAUCUUUGUGGACUUUGAAGCCUCCUAAUAGGACUUUCCAUGGACACCCCAGGCUGCUCGCAUCUGAUGUAUAUUCACAAUAUGAGCCUGUCAGGCGGGGCAAACAGGAAAUACCAAAAUACUUCAACUUUGCAAAUGAUGUACUGGACAAAUGGUCUGAGAUAGAAAAGGCUGGAAAGAGACCAUCAAACCCUGCCUUUUGGUGGAUAAAUGGAGAAGGUGAAGAAGUGAAGUGGAGUUUUGAGGAGCUGGUGUUCCUGUCUCGGAAAGUGGCAAAUGUACUGACUAAAGUAUGUGGACUGCAGAAGGGGGACAGAAUUGUUGUGAUCCUGCCACGAGUUCCAGAAUGGUGGCUGAUAAUUGUGGCUUGCAUGCGAGCAGGAAUUGUCUUAAUACCGGGAAUAUCCCAAUUGUCAGCCAAAGACAUAUUAUAUCGACUCCAGAUGUCAAAAGCCACAUGCAUCAUUACCGAUGACACACUGACUCCUGCUGUGGACUCAGUGGCAUCUGAGUGUCAGUUUCUGAAAACCAAGCUAAUUGUGUCCAAAGGCAGUAGGGAGGGAUGGCUCAACUUCACUGACCUCUACAAAAACCAAUCUGCUGACCAUUCCUGUGUCAAAACAAGGAUUCAAGACUCAAUGAUUAUCUUCUUUACCAGUGGAACCACAGGUUCUCCAAAGAUGACUGAACAUUCCCAGGGCAGUCUUGGUUUCAGACCCCUUUUAAGUGAAAGGUAUUGGUUGGAUUUGACUCCCUCAGAUGUGAUAUGGAGCACAGCAGACACAGGAUGGGUAGUAGCUUCACUGGCAUCUGUUUUUGAUCCCUGGGUUUUUGGAUCGUGCGUCUUUGUACAUAAGCUACCACGGAUUGAAUCAGCAGCCAUCUUAAAUACUCUCUGCAGAUUCCCUAUUGACACACUGGUUAGUGCUCCAACAUUGUUCCGCAUGCUGGUACAAAAUGAUGUUUCCAGCUACAAAUUCAUGAACCUGAAGCACUGUGUGAGUGGAGGAGAGCCACUCAACCCAGAAGUUCUGGAGCAGUGGAAAAGCAAGACUGGGCUGGACAUCCAUGAAAUAUAUGGGCAGACUGAAACGGGAAUAAUCUGCUCUGGUUUUAAAGGAAUGAAGGUUAAACCUGGAUCAAUGGGGAAGGCAGCUCCCCUUUAUGAUGUUCAGAUUGUAGACAAAAAUGCUAAUAUUCUGCCUCCAGGACAACAGGGGGAAAUUGCUGUCAGAAGCAAACCUAUAAAACCACUUGGUUUUUUCUCUGGAUAUGUGGAUAACCCUAAGAAAACCGCAGAAACUGAACGUGGGGAUUUUUAUGUCACUGGGGACAGAGGGACUGUGGACGAAGAUGGAUAUUUUCAGUUCAUUGGAAGAGAUGACGACAUCAUCAUUUCUUCAGGAUAUCGCAUUGGGCCUUUUGAAGUAGAGAAUGCCCUGAUAGAACACCCAGCAGUAGCAGAAACAGCUGUUGUCAGCAGCCCAGAUCCCCUCAGAGGAGAGGUUGUGAAAGCAUUUGUGGUCCUGUCCCCAGCUUUUUCAUCCAGUGAUUUAGAGAGCUUAACCUGGGACUUGCAGGAGCAUGUCAAGAAAACUACUGCUCCAUAUAAAUACCCCAGAAAGGUGGAAUUUGUCCAAGAGCUGCCAAAAACAGUCACUGGGAAGAUCAAGAGGAAUGAAUUGAGAAAGAAAGAGUGGGGACAGAUGUAGCAUUGUUUGGAAAUUAACAGAACUUCUUUCAUUCCAUUAAUGAAUUACACGUUUCUCUGACGUAAUUGCCUUCCUCUUUUUUGUUAAAUGCCUGAGUAUCAAAAGCUAUAGAUAACACCAAGAUGUGAUGUUUGCACCUGCUUCCAAAGUGUCAGUACCACCAUUUCAGUUCCUAAAGCACUGCUGGAAAAGGGAACAAAUGAUCCAACUCUAUUCUAGUCCCAAAUGUCCACAGGUUCAGCAGAAUUUGGCUGGUGACCCAUCUCUUUUAGAUAGUAUUCAGGAUGAAUGAAGAGAUAUUGCUGAUUGUCAGUUGUCUAGCUCGAAGCUGCAGAAAAGGCAGGAAUGGAUUCGAGUGGUUCAAAUGCUCUGUACUUAAAUGCAGUGUGUUUAAUCUGAAUGCAGCCCUCCUAUUACUUAUUAAAGAUGGAAAGACUCCUCUUUAUUGAUACCAUCAUAUGAUCUUCAUAAACCUUUCCUGAUUAAUACAUGUCUUGAU